Messenger RNA from Pocillopora damicornis (cauliflower coral), 3162 nucleotides. RefSeq names its product protein SHQ1 homolog. The record is from RefSeq and is a predicted model, not a curated record. Gene Ontology annotation, biological process: box H/ACA snoRNP assembly. NCBI's taxonomy places the organism in Eukaryota, Metazoa, Cnidaria, Anthozoa, Scleractinia, Pocilloporidae. Gene Ontology annotation, cellular component: nucleoplasm; cytoplasm.
UCAACAUGGCGGACGAUCAGUAGCGAAUUUCUUGCCACAGCAAUAAUUUUAAGAUCCAUCAAAGAACAAAAUGCUUCAGCAUUGAGCGUAGCUUUCUGAAAAAUGCUUACUCCUGUAUUCGAACUUAGCCAAGACGAUGAGUUUGUUUGUGUGAUGAUCAAGACCCCAUAUGUCAAGAUUGCUGAUGUCGAUUUCUUCAUCAAUGACACAGAAUUUAAAUUUUAUGUCAAGCCAUACUUUCUGAGGCUUAAUUUACCAGGAAAGAUUACUGAAGAUGGAAGGGAGUCUGCAUCUUAUGAUGUUGAGAAAGGAACAUUUUCAAUAAAGCUUCCUAAGCUCCAUGCUGGAGAGACCUUUGAGAACUUGGAUCUGUUAACAACUUUACUAGCUCCUAAAAAGAAGGCCUCUUUAAAUGUUAAGCCUCUCAUUGAAGUUGUUGGAAGUGAUACCAUAACAGAAGUUGAUGACCAAGAAGAUGAGAGCAACAGUGAUGAGGAAUUUGACUGGGAAUUUGAGCAACAUUUACCUCAGGAUAAUGCAGAAAUUACUCUUGGUGUAACCAAAUAUGGAUUUGCCAACCAAAAGGGUGGAAUUUUUAAAGGCAGAGAGGCAGAGCUUCUUGAAAUAGCUGAAAUAACUGAUCCUGAUUCAAUGGCACCAAGUGAGAGACGAGGAAACAGGCAGGCAGCUGAAGAUGCAAAGUUUGAUGAGGAAUAUUAUUUGGCAGAUUAUUUCAAUGUUGAUCAAAUUCAACAUCUCUUGGAUUACAAGCCUCCUUGGGACACUUACUUGCAACAGCACAAAGAAAACUCUUUUGAGGAUGAGGCAAAGUAUUCAAAUGAGCAAGAAGAGAAAACAGUUCAGUUUACAGCUGAAGAGAAAGACCAGCUGAGAAGACUUCCAAAUAAAGAUUACCUUUUUGAUGACAAAGAAGAGUUACUACUAUUCCUUGGCCUUGUUGAUAUCAUCUUUGCUUAUGCUUAUAAUCAUCGCACCACAGAAGGAGAGAACACGGUGGAAUCGCCUUGGACCAUUUCACGAAUUAGCUCCACGUUCUCAUGGUUUGAUUCGUUUAGCAGCAUCCAUGAUGUCAUAAUUUCUUGUGCCCGCCGAUCUUUAUCGUAUCCUCUCUAUCGACACUGGUCUUUGGUCACUGCAGUUGUUGAAGACACCAAAAGAAUAUUUUCCCUGGGUCGUCGACAGCUAUUGAGAUGUUUACUGGAACUCCAUGCCCUGUGUCGGGAAGACGACCCUUGGUUUCUGUUAAAUGAUCUCUAUUUGACUGACUACUGUGUCUGGAUUCAAAAAGCUAGCCGAAAGAAGCUUUCUUCUUUGGCGAGAAGCCUCGAACAGGUUCAGAUAAGUAAAGGUGACUUGUCUUGGCAGUUAGAAGAACUGGAACUGGCUGCAUGUUUGGUUCAAAAAGAGGAGGAGAAAACUGAUUCCGUUGAAAAUUUAUGCGAUACACGUGAAACUGAAAGCGACGAUGAGAGCUCCGAAAGUGGGGACGAUGAUGAUACGAGCGACGACGAAGGUGACGACGACAGCGACGGUGAUAGCGACGACGAAGAUGACGUAGGCAACAAGGACGACGAUUACGUGGACGAUCUCGACGAAAGAAAUGAAGAAAAAAAUUCUGCAACUGUUGUUGAGAGAGAGAUUUCAGAGGCUGGUCCUUUACUGAAUAAGGAGAUUAAAAAGGAUUCAAAUUAAACUCCUAUCAGUUACAAUUCUGCUGAUCUGCAAAGAGGAUUUUGGUUACAGACAUUGACAACAGCUGUUGGUCGCACGACUCUCCGCCCCUCCCCCUCGGAGUCCCACAAAUGUCUAGCCAGUUUCACAAUGGCCAGGAGUCGAUGGAUCUGCGAUAAACUUUGAUCAUUAGUCAGCAUUAAUCUGGACUGACCCGGUUCAAAUUUCUUUCGUUGAAAUGGCAAUCGAUAACACCCACAAUCUUAAAACAAUUUGAACCACGCAGUGUUAAGUGUCUAUUGUUCGGGUCCUGACAUCAAAACAAAGAAAGGUUAAUUUUUUGAAAAUUAUAGAUAUUUAGUUAUUUAUACAACACAUACAAGUUAUAGUUCUAACAUAUAUCAUUACUUAACUUAACUUACGAGGCUUACAUUUCUUACGUAACAGGGAUAACUAACAGAACUAGUCUUCAGUCGAACCGGUAUUCAGCGACACCGUAUGAAGCGGUCAUACUGUAUAAGCAAUGGUUGCCAAAGUCCCUAAUUUGUUUCCCCUCAAUCACUAUAAUUUUCACCUAUGUUAAACUGUUGCGGUCACCCUUUACCAAAUUCCAACGAUCUGAUUGUAUUGUCUUCCACCUGUAUUAAGCGGUCACUUACAGCCCAACCACUCAAACUGAGAAUAAUCUUUCAAGUAAUUUACAAUCUAUGUUUCUCUUCCAAAAUCAAAGUAAGUAAGUAGUAUUUUUGAGCGAGAUUUUGUACAUUGAGUGGUCAACUUUGGCAUAAAAUGGCGUUUUGUACCGUGUUUUAUAAUACCCCUUAUCUGUAGAACCUGUAUUAAGCGGUAAACCACUCCUCGUGGGUUACCGCCUAUUACAGGUUGGACUGUAGUUUACCCAGCGAACACUGAUAUCCAACAUGCACCUACAACGGAUAUACUUUCACGCCUUAACAGAUAUACAUUACUCGCGCAGGCUACUGUUAAUUUUGAAACAACUCAGGUCUGGCUAGUUACAUAGCAGCAAACAAUGAUUGGAUCUGUGAUGGCCUUCGAUAGCAUUUGUAUAGUUAUCUAUAGUUGUAUAGUUGUAUUGUUAUCUAUUUGCCGGUAGAUAACAUCAAAAAUCUUAGAAAACUUGAAUGACAAAAAACUUCAAAGGCCCCGUUGCUCAGAUCGUACCCUCAAGUCGGAGAGGGCUCGUACGGACAUUAAAAGCAGAAACAAGCUCGCUCUACUGCAUCGUGCAGUCCCUUUUUAGGCCCUGCAGAUUCCCCCCAGUUCAGAUUUGCAGUUAGAACUUGGCAGCGCUGAGUUUGCUCUUACACCACGCUUCGAGAAGAGUAACUUUGGUGAGAUCGGGAAAAAUUUCAAAUUUUUUUCAAGGCUCAUUUUAAGCUGUCAACGACUAAAAUCCUGAGGUAUAUCUGUUCUCACUGACCAAAAAUAAAGGCUGAUAGACUUCACGCA